Messenger RNA from Populus nigra (black poplar), 1852 nucleotides. RefSeq names its product glycerophosphodiester phosphodiesterase GDPD6-like. Lineage: Eukaryota; Viridiplantae; Streptophyta; Magnoliopsida; Malpighiales; Salicaceae. Gene Ontology annotation, cellular component: vacuole. Gene Ontology annotation, molecular function: glycerophosphodiester phosphodiesterase activity. Gene Ontology annotation, biological process: lipid metabolic process. The coding region runs from base 465 to 1664 and encodes 399 amino acids. The transcript has 8 exons. The record is from RefSeq and is a predicted model, not a curated record.
GAAAAAAAAAUCUUCCCUUAUCACGAAGUCAAUCAUUUAGCAAUGACAUCCUCAUUCUACGAGGAAUAUUCUUGGUUCCAGUAUAGAUCCACAGCCAAGAAUGAAUCGCUCUGGCAAAAUCACCAGAAUAGUAAUUUUGACUUGCUAAGAAGAGAGGAAGAGGACCCAUAGCAUGGAAAAACUAAACGCAAUGCUUGAGUGAGAUUGUUUGUGUGAUUUAGAUUGAGGUGUGUGUAUUGGAUUAUAGAAAAUCUAGAAAAACAAAAAAACCUAGGUUUUGUGGUUGAAGUUUAUGCAUAAUUGAAUUAUAUCUAACCUCAAUCACAACCUUAAUCAUCAAAAUAAACACACGUGUUACGUGUGUUUGUUUUUGUGGUUACAAAGAACAGAUCAAAUCACAGUGUCUUUAUUGGCGAAGAAAGAGGGAGAGAGGAGUUGACUGGAAGGAAGCUGAGGCCAAAAACAUGCCUUCAACUUGCUCAGGCUUUGGUUUUGGCUUUGCUCCAAUCUUAUUUCUAUCACUCGUAGUUGCAUGUGCUGCGAGGCCUAUCUAUCCUCUCCCUAGUAAAGUAAGCCAUGGUAAUAGACUGCCUCUACAGACUUCUCGACCGUAUAAUAUUGCUCAUCGAGGAUCAAAUGGAGAGAUUCCUGAAGAAACUUCUGCUGCAUACAUGAGAGCCAUUGAAGAGGGAGCUGACUUCAUAGAAACCGAUAUCCUGUCCUCCAAAGAUGGGGUUCUUAUAUGCUUCCAUGAUGUUACCCUUGAUGACACAACUGACAUUGCAGAUCAUAAGGAGUUUGCAAAUCGUAAAAGAACCUAUGUCGUUCAAGGGGUCAACACCACUGGCUUCUUCACCGUUGAUUUCACUUUGACAGAACUGAAGUUGUUACGUGUGAAGCAGAGGUAUAGUUUCCGGGAUCAACAAUAUAAUGGAAUGUUUCCUAUUAUCACUUUCGAAGAAUUCAUAUCAAUUGCACUGGAUGCACCAAGAGUUGUUGGAAUAUAUCCAGAGAUUAAGAAUCCGAUUCUCAUAAACCAGCAUGUGAAAUGGCCUGAUGGUAAGAAAUUUGAGGACAAGUUUGUGGGGAUACUUAAGAAGUACGGAUACAGGGGUUCAUAUAUGUCUGAAAAUUGGCUGAAACAGCCAUUGUUUAUCCAGUCUUUCGCUCCAACUUCACUUGUAUAUAUAUCAAAUCUGACAGACUCGCCCAAAAUCUUCCUGAUUGAUGAUGUUACCAUUCCAACUCAAGACACUAAUCAGUCAUAUUGGGAAAUCACUUCCGAUGCUUAUCUAGACUACAUCAAGGACUAUGUGGUGGGUAUUGGACCUUGGAAGGAUACGAUAGUUCCUGUAGGGAAAAAUUAUUUGCAAAUACCCUCAAAUCUUGUUGCUAGAGCACAUGCCCAUGAUCUACAGGUGCACCCUUACACUUACAGAAAUGAGAACAAAUUCUUACACUUCGACUUCCACCAAGACCCAUAUGAGGAAUAUGAUUAUUGGUUAAACAAUAUACGAGUUGAUGGACUCUUUACAGACUUCACAGGCAGCCUCCAUAAUUUUCAGGAAUGGACUUCUCCUCUCUCCAAGGAUGGUGGUGACGACAACAGUGCAUCAAAGCUAUUGCAUAAAAUAGCUUUGUUAAUCUCGUCAUAUAAAAAUUGACGAGAUCCGAAUGUAUCACCUUUUAAUUCCUUGUUAAAUAAAUUUGAAUUCAUUGAAUUCAAUUAAUAAUCUGUUACAAUUUGUAUGUUUAGAAUAAAACAAUAAACCUUUGAAUUUAAAUAUAUUGUUUUGUUCAAAAUAUCUGUAGAAAUGAAUUGAAUUAUCAAUCUAAAUUAUUUUGUCUUUAA